AUGGCGCAGUACAAGGGCACCAUGCGGGAGGCCGGCAGGGCCAUGCACCUCAUCAAGAAGCGGGAGAAGCAGAAGGAGCAGAUGGAGGUACUGAAGCAGCGCAUCGCCGAGGAGACCAUCCUCAAGUCGAAGGUGGACAAGAAAUUCUCAGCUCAUUACGAUGCCGUGGAGGCCGAGCUGAAGUCGAGCACAGUGGGGCUGGUGACCCUGAACGACAUGAAGGCCAAGCAGGAGGCCCUGCUGCGGGAGCGUGAGAAGCAGCUGGCCAAGAGGGAGCAGCAGGAGGAGCGCCGGCUGCAGCAGGAGAUGCUGCGGGACAGGGAGCGCCAGCGCGAGCGGAAGCGGAAGAUCUCGAGUCUGUCCUUCUCGCUGGACGACGAGGACGACGACGACGACCAGGACGCCGCGACGGAGGCCGGCAAGAGCUGGAGAAAGAUGCGCAAGAAUCCCAACGUGGACACCAGCUUCCUGCCGGACCGCGACCGGGAGGAGGAGGAGAACCGGCUGCGGGAGGAGCUGCGCAAGGAGUGGGAGGCCAAGCGCGAGCGGGUGAAGGGCGAGGAGAUGGAGAUCACCUUCAGCUACUGGGACGGCUCGGGCCACCGGCGCACGGUGCGCAUGAGCAAGGGCAGCACCGUGCAGCAGUUCCUCAAGAGGGCGCUGCAGGAGCUGCGCAAGGACUUCCGCGAGCUGCGCUCGGCCGGCGUGGAGCACCUCAUGUACAUCAAGGAGGACCUCAUCCUGCCGCACUACCACACCUUCUACGACUUCAUCGUAGCCAAGGCCCGGGGCAAGAGCGGGCCGCUCUUCAGCUUCGACGUGCACGACGACGUGCGGCUGCUCAGCGACGCCACCAUGGAGAAGGACGAGUCGCACGCCGGCAAGGUGGUGCUGAGGAGCUGGUACGAGAAGAACAAGCACAUCUUCCCCGCCAGCCGCUGGGAGCCCUACGACCCGGAGAAGAAGUGGGACAAGUACACCAUCCGGUGA
This is a messenger RNA of Otolemur garnettii (small-eared galago), 990 nucleotides long. It is a transcript of the gene FAM50B, whose product is annotated as family with sequence similarity 50 member B. Bases 1 to 990 code for a protein of 329 amino acids. Gene Ontology annotation, biological process: chromatin organization. The transcript has a single exon. Lineage: Eukaryota; Metazoa; Chordata; Mammalia; Primates; Galagidae. Gene Ontology annotation, cellular component: nucleus. The record is from RefSeq and is a predicted model, not a curated record.